Molecule: messenger RNA, 2333 nt
Organism: Scleropages formosus (Asian bonytongue)
Lineage: Eukaryota; Metazoa; Chordata; Actinopteri; Osteoglossiformes; Osteoglossidae
Gene: rps6ka2
Product: ribosomal protein S6 kinase, polypeptide 2
Exons: 21
Coding region: 1-2220 (739 amino acids)
Biological process (GO): protein phosphorylation; intracellular signal transduction
Molecular function (GO): ATP binding; magnesium ion binding; protein serine/threonine kinase activity
Source: RefSeq, a predicted model, not a curated record
AUGGACACGAACAUGCGCAAAUUCACCGUGCGGAGGUUCUUCUCCGUGUACCUUCACAAGAAGUCCAGGUCCAAGAGCUCAAGUCUCUGCAAGCUGGAGGAUGAAGGCAUUGUCAAAGAAAUCGACAUCAGCAACCACGUGAAGGAGGGUUUCGAGAAAGCAGACCCGUCUCAGUUCGAGCUGCUCAAGGUUCUGGGUCAGGGCUCCUACGGAAAAGUAUUCUUGGUGAGGAAAAUCAAAGGCUCUGACAAAGGUCAACUGUAUGCCAUGAAGGUGCUGAAAAAGGCAACAUUAAAAGUCCGGGACAGGGUGCGAUCGAAGAUGGAGAGAGAUAUUUUGGCCGAAGUGAAUCAUCCCUUCAUUGUCAAGCUCCAUUACGCCUUCCAGACUGAAGGAAAGUUGUAUCUCAUUCUGGAUUUCCUCAGGGGUGGUGAUCUCUUCACUCGUCUCUCCAAGGAGGUGAUGUUCACAGAGGAGGAUGUGAAGUUCUACCUGGCUGAGCUUGCCUUGGCUCUAGACCAUCUCCACAGCCUGGGCAUCAUCUACAGAGAUCUCAAACCCGAGAACAUACUCCUAGACGAGGAGGGUCACAUCAAAAUAACAGAUUUUGGCCUGAGCAAAGAAGCGAUCGACCACGACAAGCGAGCAUAUUCCUUCUGCGGCACGAUAGAGUACAUGGCCCCCGAAGUGGUGAACAGGAGAGGGCACACGCAGAGUGCCGACUGGUGGUCCUUUGGGGUUUUAAUGUUUGAGAUGCUGACCGGAUCGCUGCCCUUCCAGGGAAAAGACCGAAAGGAGACCAUGGCACUCAUCCUGAAGGCUAAACUUGGCAUGCCUCAGUUUUUAAGCCCAGAAGUCCAAAGUUUACUACGGGCACUUUUUAAAAGAAAUCCGGCCAACAGACUGGGAGCAGGACCUGAUGGGGUUGAAGAAAUCAAGAGGCACCAUUUUUUUGCAACAAUAGACUGGAAUAAAUUGUACAGAAAAGAAAUUAAACCUCCCUUUAAGCCUGCGGUGGGCCGACCCGAAGAUACCUUCCACUUCGAUCCCGAGUUCACAUCCCGGACACCUACAGAUUCGCCGGGCGUCCCGCCGAGCGCCAACGCCCAUCAGCUCUUCCGCGGCUUCAGCUUCGUGGCGGCCAACCUGGGCCAGGAGCAGCCGCACUCUCAGCCUCAGUCCGAGUCGCAGUCGCGCCAGAACUGGGUCAGCCCCAUCGUGCAGCAGCUGCACGGCAACAACAUCCAUUUUACAGAUGGUUACGAGAUUAAGGAGGACAUCGGGGUCGGGGCGUACUCCGUCUGCAAGCGCUGCAUUCAUAAAAUCACUAGCGUGGAAUAUGCAGUGAAAAUUAUUGACAGGGCCAAGAAGGAUCCUUCGGAGGAGAUUGAGAUUCUCCUGAGAUACGGGCAGCAUCCUAACAUCAUUACGCUGAAAGAUGUGUACGACGACGGGAAGUACGUGUACCUGGUGAUGGAGCUCAUGAGAGGGGGGGAGCUGCUGGACCGAAUACUGCGACAGAAGUGCUUCUCCGAGCGAGAGGCCAGCGCCGUGCUCUGCACCAUCACGAAGACAGUCGAGUACCUCCAUUCACAAGGGGUGGUCCAUCGAGACCUGAAGCCAAGCAACAUCCUUUACGUGGAUGAGACGGGAGACCCAGAAUCCAUCAGGAUCAGCGACUUUGGAUUCGCCAAACAGCUGCGGGCGGAAAACGGCCUCCUCAUGACACCGUGCUACACCGCUAACUUUGUGGCCCCGGAGGUCUUGAAGAGACAAGGGUACGAUGCUGCCUGUGACAUCUGGAGUCUGGGGAUUCUGCUCUACACUAUGCUUGCAGGAUUCACUCCCUUUGCCAACGGCCCUGACGACACCCCAGAGGAGAUCCUGGCACGCAUCGGCAGUGGGAAAUACGCCCUUUCCGGUGGCAACUGGGACACGGUGUCUGACAUGGCCAAGGAUAUUGUGUCCAAGAUGCUUCAUGUGGACCCCCACCAACGACUGACGGCCCACCAGGUCCUGAGACACCCUUGGGUAGUAAACCGAGAGCAACUGUCGCAGAGCCAGCUCAUCAGACAGGACGUCCAGCUCGUGAAGGGUGCCAUGGCAGCCACAUACUUUGCCCUGAACCGUACCCCUCAGGCCCCAAAGCUCGAACCCGUGCUGUCCUCCGGCCUGGCCCAGAGGAGAGGCAUGAAGAGACUCACGUCAACACGCUUAUAGCGCUCCCUCAACUCAAGCAGCACAUGAGCGCAAGUCGACGUCCGUCGAAAAAAGUGCCCUCGCUUCCUCCGGGCGUCGACUCGCGACGGGCCACGCGAUUUGCACUAAGCAGC